Messenger RNA from Solanum lycopersicum (tomato), 2245 nucleotides. RefSeq names its product zinc finger CCCH domain-containing protein 45. Lineage: Eukaryota; Viridiplantae; Streptophyta; Magnoliopsida; Solanales; Solanaceae. The record is from RefSeq and is a predicted model, not a curated record. Gene Ontology annotation, molecular function: metal ion binding.
AAAUAUGAAAAGGCGUGUAACGAUCUUUCCAGCAGCAGCCAAAUACAAAUAUGCAACGGCGCAACGUCUUCGACUCUCUUAUUUUUUCCACUCCCCAAACAACGAUUUUUAGGGUUUUCAUUCCAAUCGCUGUUCCUCCCGACUUCUACUCUCCAUCUUCUUUUUUUUUCAAUAUUCAAAUAUUGACUCGCAUUAUUAAGUUGAUAAUCUGAAGGCGAUUGUGAGUGUUGUUGAGUAAAUCAAGUAUCUGAUAAAGUGAUUUUCUUAUGGAUUUGAAGAAAGCAAAAAUGGUUUCUUGGGCUUCUGGACCUAAUCUUUGUCAGGUAAAACAUUAUCAAGAAGAGGAUUUCCCAUCAAAAGUCAGUAGGGGAUCUCAACAUCUUCUUCAGCUGCUACAAGGGCGGCUUUCUUACAAUUUUUUGGCUAAAUGGAAAUGCCCUCCCAAGUUUAACUUGAAUGAGAAAUGGCGUGUGGUUGCGGGUGAAGAAAGUAAAGAAGCAGGAGAUCAGGAGCAUAGAGAAAAGACAGUGCUUGAGGUGGUUUUUCCUUCUCAGUCUGCAAUUCCUCCGAAUCCUUGCACCUCAUCGGAUCUGGACCAAAAUUAUGAUGAUAUCCGAACUCCAGCAAUCCGAAUCAUUCCUAUUGAAGAAGAAGCAGAUGUACAAGUUCCAUCCCGAACCAUCAGCAGCAAAUCGCCAGAUGCAUGUCUACUUAACAGUUCCUCAACAUCUGUCAGUAUAGUUACAUCUCAAAAGCUACCUGCUAAUGAAAAAUCACUUCCCCAGUCUUUAUCAACCCUCCAAAAUCCCAGGAAACCUUCAAACAACUCUCCUCUUUCUGCAAAAUGGCCUUCUAACGUUCAAUCUACUCUUCCAUAUCUUUCAAGAUGUCGAAAUCUGAAGGGAUCUGAGCAAAACAAAAUUUCUCCUAAACCACCAGUUGUUCCCCAGUUUCAGCCGACAUUUAAAAAUAUCAGCACUCAAGACCAGACUGAAAUUUAUCCAGACCAACGAGCUAAUCAAAGCUAUGGGCCCAAAGAUCAAAGAAUAUGUGAAAAACAGAAUAUUCCCCAGCACAAGUUUGAAGUUUCUGGAAUGCCACCUGCUAAGCACAACCCUGUCACCCAACACAUUCUUGGUUCUGAGGGUGAUUUGACAGUUGUUAUCGCCACAGCUGUAGCUGCUCUUGCAAAAAGUCAAGAACAUGAUAAUCUGAUCGAUACCAACUUAUUAGUUGGGCUUCUCCUUAACCCAAAAGAAAUACCAAAGCUGGUGAAUGAACGUGGACUGGCUACCAAUGCCAAAACUAGUGCUGCAACAAUUGAUUCUCUUGUUGCUGUCAUGUCUAGACCAGUGGAUCUACCGGUUCCCUUGCCUAGGACAAAACCCGAUCAGGUAAUUAUCAAGCCCAUUAAUGAAUACCAAGCUCCCCAUGCAGGACCUGGACCAAUUUUGGGGCCAAGGCCAAUGGCAAAAUCUGUGCCCUUGACGAUGACUAAGCCUGAAACAUCUGUGAAUAGUAAUUUGGUUAAUGAACAAAGGCCCCCUCCUCAUGUGGGAACUGCAAACAUUAGAGAGAGUAAGUCACUAGCUCACUCCACUUCAGACCUAAAUCUGGAAAAGAUUAAGAAAUUGAUCAACAAAUAUGGAACACCUGACAAUGUAGGAGGAAAGCCCUGGGUUAAAUCUGAGUUGGUUCCUUCUUCUUGUUCCAAAUAUGAUGUGGUUUUACCCAAUGUUGGACAUUCAUACCCUUUCUCCUCGAUGACCAGUCCUACCCCUCUUCACAAGGAUAUCAAUUACUGCAAGUCCCUAAUCAAGCAACAUGGAGAAAUUUGUGAGUCUGCAGUUGAUGAGCGUUUGCAAAAUACCAAUCCUCGUGGUAAUUAUACACGGGUGCCAGGUUUGUUGAUGAACAAAAAACAGAUUCAGUGCAGUUCAACGCGUUGUGUUUUCUUUAAUAAACCUAGAGGAUGUCGUAAUGGUUCCUCUUGUCCCUUCCUGCAUGAUAUAUCCGGACAAAAGAGGUCUGGGGGGAUUUUGGAAGCUCGGGAUUUAAAGAGAAUGUCGUAAGUGAGGACCUUACUAGUAGGACAUGACUCGAGAGGUAUUUUUUUUUCUUUUUAUACAGAAAACUAGUGAAAUGUACAGCUGUUAGAACAAAAGCUCUUUAAAACUUGGAUUAAAAUUUUAGAAUCUGAAAAACAUGAAUCCAGUAUGAAGUUGGAUGGAGCAGUUUUUGCCUU